AUUAUUUUAUCCAUUAUUGCCAGAGAUGAGAGAGGAAGGUGUAAGGAGGAAGAAGCAGGAUGAGGCCAAAGGAGCCAAGGGUUUCGAGCUAGGGGACAUGUUUCCCCGAAUAGCAUUUGAAGAUAGCUGUCUAUUUUAUUUAUAAAGGUUCACAUGCAGUACGAAAUAUGUCCUGUGAGAAUUUUAAAGGUACUGGAAUGCUAAACAUGAACAAUAAGGAGUCGCAGCAAAAUAUUGUUCAAUCAACAUACAACUAUCUUAGUAAUAGCAUUCCAUGGUGGAAUUCGGCUGGGCCUCAUAUUGUGUUGUACCCUACUAGCACUAACUUAUAUGCCAACUUGAACAAUGUGGCUUCAAAUCAGUUAAAGCAAGAUGGAAAUCCAAUUUUGGAGCAAGAGUCAUCAUCAACACAGUCCACAGGACAUUCUCAUCAUGAAAUCUCUGGAAAGAGAGACGAUAACCUCAAGGAACGGUGUCUCUCAGCACAAUCUGGUGCAAGUCAUUAUAAGGUGGACCAAAAAGGUGAUGAACACACUCAGGAGAAGCUUGAACAGGGCCAUCCAAAACAGCUUUUAUCGGCAGGGAGCACCCAAUUUUUCUAUGCACCUCAAAAACUUGAUUGUAACCAGUCUCUUCAGGCUUAUGUUCCUUAUGCCUAUUCGGAUGCACACUAUCCAGGAAUCAUGGCAACUUAUGGGUCUCAUGCUGUUAUUCAUCCUCAAAUGAUGGGCACGUUUCCUUCUACUCGCGUCGCGCUCCCCCUUCAACCAACAGGAGAAGAACCAAUAUAUGUGAAUGCUAAGCAAUAUCACGCAAUCCUAAGAAGAAGACAGCACCGCGCAAAGCUAGAGUUUCAAACUAAACUUGCGAAAAACCCCCGCAAGCCUUAUCUCCAUGAAUCUCGUCACCUCCAUGCCAUGAAGAGGGCUAGAGGAACAGGAGGAAGAUUCCUAAACACCAAGAAGACUCAGGAUGCCCCAGGAUCCCAUAAUUUCUCUGGUUCUGAACCCCCGAAACAUGGAAGAAUAGCAAGCUAUGAUAAUGGCACGGUGAUCUCUUCUGCCACCUCAGCUUGUUCGGAAAUAACGAGUGUUUCGACCAGCGGCAGGCCUGGGAUGGUGCUUCAGCCUCAGACUCAUCUGGGUUUCGCCUCCAAUCUCCAAUAUCGUUCUCGUAGCAUGUUGAACAAUGGCGCCGAGCUUCGGGAGCCGAUCACGAGGUAGAAAUGAGUGGUCGUAUUCGUGCCGAUCUCCUGGCAACUCAUCCUUGGCUUUCCUACUGUUUUGUGAGGUUUCAUCUCUUCGGUUAACUGUGGGGGAUUAAUGUAUAUAGGAACCAGAAGUUGAGACUAAAUAUAUUUAUGUAGUUUUUGGCAAACUUUGUUAUUAGGAUCAACUUAACGGCCAGGGCAAUACCAUGGCAAGCAUUUUGAGGUGAAUUGUUGUUUUAAUU
This is a messenger RNA of Phalaenopsis equestris, 1452 nucleotides long. Its product is annotated as nuclear transcription factor Y subunit A-7-like. The record is from RefSeq and is a predicted model, not a curated record. Lineage: Eukaryota; Viridiplantae; Streptophyta; Magnoliopsida; Asparagales; Orchidaceae. Gene Ontology annotation, biological process: regulation of transcription by RNA polymerase II. The transcript has 6 exons. The coding region runs from base 168 to 1223 and encodes 351 amino acids. Gene Ontology annotation, cellular component: CCAAT-binding factor complex. Gene Ontology annotation, molecular function: RNA polymerase II cis-regulatory region sequence-specific DNA binding; DNA-binding transcription factor activity, RNA polymerase II-specific.